AUGGCGGACAACGACGCGCAGCAUGAACACACCUUCGAGUCCGCCGACGCUGGGGCUUCGGCCACCUACCCUAUGCAAUGUUCUGCCUUGAGGAAGAACGGUUUCGUUGUCAUCAAAGGUCGCCCAUGCAAGAUUGUCGAUAUGUCCACCUCCAAGACUGGCAAGCACGGUCACGCCAAGGUCCAUCUGGUCGCUCUUGAUAUCUUCACUGGCAAGAAGUUGGAAGAUCUGUCCCCUUCCACCCACAACAUGGACGUUCCCAACGUGACCCGCCGUGAAUACCAGCUGCUCGACAUUACCGAUGACGGUUUCUUGUCCCUCAUGUCCGAUGAUGGUUCCACCAAAGAUGAUGUCAAGAUGCCCGAGGGCGAAGUUGGUGACAAGAUUGAGAAACUCUUCCGUACUGACGAGAAGGAUACCAAUGUCAUCGUCUUGACCGCCAUGGGUGAGGAAGCUGCCAUCGAUGCCAAGGAGGCCCCGAAAUAA
Cladophialophora yegresii CBS 114405 is the source of this 486-nucleotide messenger RNA. Its product is annotated as eukaryotic translation initiation factor 5A-2. Lineage: Eukaryota; Fungi; Ascomycota; Eurotiomycetes; Chaetothyriales; Herpotrichiellaceae. The record is from RefSeq and is a predicted model, not a curated record. Bases 1 to 486 code for a protein of 161 amino acids. The transcript is spliced from 4 exons. Gene Ontology annotation, molecular function: RNA binding; ribosome binding; translation elongation factor activity. Gene Ontology annotation, biological process: positive regulation of translational elongation; positive regulation of translational termination.